This is a messenger RNA of Caenorhabditis remanei, 507 nucleotides long. RefSeq lists its product as uncharacterized. The record is from RefSeq and is a predicted model, not a curated record. The transcript has 3 exons. Lineage: Eukaryota; Metazoa; Nematoda; Chromadorea; Rhabditida; Rhabditidae. Bases 1 to 507 code for a protein of 168 amino acids.
AUGCAAAACUCCUUCCUGAUUCUCUCGGCUACCGUACUCAUCUCCACAGUAACCUCCACUUUCUUCAAUGGAGGCUGUGGAUGCCAACCACCACCAAUCUGUCUGCCACCACCACCUCCAAUGUGUUUCACUGAGAUUCAAUUGCCACCGAUUAGAAUUCCAGUGAUCCCUCUGCCACGUAUUGAGCUUCCACAACCAUGUUGUCCAACUUGUGCGUGUGGAAGAAAGAAGAGAGAAGUCGACACCGGAGUCGAGGAAGACACCACUGUUAGCACCAAAGAUGUCUCUUGCAAUGACGACGGACUUUUGGCUAUUAUGAAGAAGGAAAUGACGACCGGUGAGUCCUCUGCCGUCAAAAUCGCUCUUGUCGAGGCAGCCGAACAAGAGUUGGGAGGUCGCUUCACCGUAGUCUGCUCCCAAGGCGCUUUCUCAUUCGUCACAUCCACAACCAGCUACUGCCUCCACUCCCAGUCCGGACUCAAUUGUUAUCUUUUCAGAACGCAAUAG